AUGCGAAAAGUUGAAGUCAUUCCACUGAAUAAGUUGAUUAAAGUCUUAGAUACAGGAUACUUUGUAGUACUUUGUAAGGUUGCCUUAAAACGUUAUGAUUGGGAUUCUUCAUUGCUGUUGAUACAAGAUGCUGAUAGCUUGAACAAAAAGAAUGAAGUAUCUUUAAAACAGUUUCGAAUUACAGUUGAUGGAGAAAGUCCCCAUAAAAGGAAGCGCCUCGUAGCAGCAGAACGCCAGAAGACGUCGUUGACAGUGGACAGAAUGAGUGCUACGUGUGACAACGAUUUUGAAGCAGUGAUUCAGGAAUAUGAGAAAAGUUACGAGACACUAAAAAGUAAAAGGGAUAAACUAAAUGAACGCGUCAAAUUCCUGUUUGGUGAAGCUGUUAAAGAAGGAAAAGAAAAGUUAUUUUUGGAAAGAAGGCUGGCAGAUAUGGAUGCAGAACUUGAAGAAUAUGGUUUUUUAAGUGAUUCACAAUCUGAACUUAUCAAAAAGUACGACAAAGAUUAG
Enterobius vermicularis (human pinworm) is the source of this 510-nucleotide messenger RNA. Lineage: Eukaryota; Metazoa; Nematoda; Chromadorea; Rhabditida; Oxyuridae. The record is from the annotation of a GenBank genome assembly.